Molecule: messenger RNA, 2866 nt
Organism: Tigriopus californicus
Lineage: Eukaryota; Metazoa; Arthropoda; Copepoda; Harpacticoida; Harpacticidae
Product: ER degradation-enhancing alpha-mannosidase-like protein 2
Exons: 2
Coding region: 447-2753 (768 amino acids)
Biological process (GO): carbohydrate metabolic process; endoplasmic reticulum mannose trimming; mannose trimming involved in glycoprotein ERAD pathway
Cellular component (GO): membrane; endoplasmic reticulum
Molecular function (GO): calcium ion binding; mannosyl-oligosaccharide 1,2-alpha-mannosidase activity
Source: RefSeq, a predicted model, not a curated record
CUCAGCCUGAACAACAACAAGUCGGACUGAGAAAUCGGAGAAAUCCCAUCAAAAAGCCAAACAUCACGCACGCACUCCACCCGAUCCGUUGGUAAUCUCCGUCUAUCCAGAGACCACUGGGAAUUUGGUCUAUCCACCCACAGUGCUACUAGACCGUCCCCCCCAAGUAUCAUCCUUAGGUAGCUAACCUUUUGCUUGUCAGCUGCCACUGUUUUCGAGGCCCUUGUUGUAACCGAGCUGCCCUAGGCUUGCGCCGCGCUCUAGGCGCCCCCAGGUCCUGGCAACCAAAAGGUUAGGUCAGGUUAGGUUAGUUUAUCUUUAUUUGUCCAAACUUCCAGAAAAACAGCAGAAGCAAAAGGCCAGCUACGUAAGGACUAUACGUGAUGGGCUCAAAACGUGGAUGACGUGAAGUGGUGGGCGCUCGAGCGAUCGAUCUUGGCUCCCUCAUGAUGCGGGCCGAUGCGGGUUGGUGGCUCAUCCUGCCCUGGGUUUUGUGCCUGGGAAUAGGGCUGGCGGGUGUUCAAGCUCGCGGUAAUGUCCGCACUUACACGCCUCAGGAUUUGGAGCGUUUGAGGGAAGACGUUCGAAGCAUGUUUCAGCACGCCUACCAGAGCUAUCUCGACCACGCCUACCCCUACGAUGAGCUUCGUCCGCUCUCGUGCGACGGUGUUGACACCUGGGGUAGUUAUUCGCUCACCCUCAUUGACGCCCUUGACACCUUGGCUGUUAUGGGCAACUACUCCGAAUUUCGACGGGUCUACGCCCUCGUAGCCCAACGCCCCAACUUCGAUGCUGACAUUAACGUGUCCGUCUUCGAGACCAACAUUCGGAUUGUGGGCGGUCUCGUGGCCGCUCAUCUCAUGGCCCAACGGGCCGGCGCGCCCUUAGAACCGGGCUGGCCUUGCGCCGGUCCGCUGCUCCGCUUAGCCGAAGAUGUGGGUCGCCGUCUCUUGCCCGCCUUCAACACGGAGACGGGUAUGCCUUACGGGACGGUCAAUCUGCGCCACGGUGUGCCUUCGGGUGAAACCCCCAUUACGUGCACGGCGGGCGUAAGCACGUUUAUUGUGGAAUUCGGUGCGCUCAGUCAUUUGACGGGCCAGCCCAUUUUCGAAGCCACGGCUAUGCGCGCGUUACGGGCUCUGUUUUACCAUCGAUCCCCUUUGGGCUUGAUGGGGAAUCAUAUUGACGUGCAAACGGGUAAAUGGACCGCUACCGACUCGGGCAUUGGUGCGGGUGUGGACUCCUACUACGAGUACUUAGUUAAAGGCGCGCAACUCCUCCAACGACCAGAGCUAAUGCACAUGUUUAAGGUCGGACAAGAGGCCAUUGAUCAGCAUAUGCGUCACGACGAUUGGCAUUUUUGGGUGGGCAUGAAGCAGGGUGCCGUUACAAUGCCGGUCUUUCAGAGUCUCGAGGCGUUUUGGCCCGGUACCUUGAGCCUGAUUGGUGAAAACAUGAAGGGUCUCAAAAGUCUGCACAACUACCAUCAGAUCUGGAAGCAAUACGGAUUCAUGCCCGAGUUCUAUAACGUGCCACAAGGGCAAGCUUCCAGCAAACGGGAGGGAUACCCGUUGCGACCAGAGCACAUUGAAAGUAUCAUGUAUUUGUAUCGAGCCACCAAAGAUCCGUUUCUUCUUCAAGCCGGCGAAGAUAUCCUGCGCUCCAUUGAACAUUCGGCACGCACGGAAUGCGGGUAUGCCACCGUCAAGGACGUUAGGGACCACACCCUGGAAGACCGUAUGGAAUCCUUCUUCCUGGCCGAGACCACCAAAUACCUCUAUCUAUUGUUCGAUACCAACAAUUGGAUCCACAACCCGGGAAACACGGCCCAAAUCCACGAGACGCCCCACGGAAAAUGCGUUCUCAAUGCUGGCGGGUACAUUUUCAACACAGAAGCCCAUCCUAUUGAUCCGGCAGCUCUGAAAUGUUGCUCCUCGCAUUCGGAUCGGGAGAUCAAGGACUUCAUGAAGGAGCACCUUUUGGAUGUAUUGGAACCGGAGAGCUUGCUCAAGUUCCAAGGCGAUCUCGUGCCCGCUCGCAUUCAACAAAUUCAGGCCGCUCGAGACCACGAAAUGGAGCAAAGACGUCAAAGAAAACAGGAAUACUUGAAACGGAUUGAGGACCAACGCUUGAAGGAGCGUUUGGCCAUCAAGCGAAAACGUGAAUUGGACGAAUUGAGGAAAGCCAAAACUGUCGAGUAUCAGAGCGAAAAAGGGGACAAUGCCGAGAUCCCCCUUGGUCAAGGGACGGUGGAGGUGGUUCAGAUUGCGGAUUUGAAUGUCACUGCCGGGAAGGAAAGUCCAGGGCAAGAGGUAUUAGAAGUGCCCUAUGAGGAAGAAGCGAAUGAUAACGAGAUCGAAGGUAAAGUGGUUCGAGUGAACGAGAUGUUUGAGAAAGAGGACUCGCCCGAGUUUCAAACGCACACCCCGCAGAUCACACCGGUGAAAGAGGAGACCACCAUCCAGGGUGUGCUGAUCAAACGACAGAGUAAGGACGAGGCCAUUGAAGAGCUCCAACCCCAGGUGACCACCAAAGGCAAGAACUUUGUCAACACAUUGACAGAUGUGCUUAAGAAGUUGUUACCCACCCAUGGGGAGGAUUUUGAUCUGGACGAGUUUACUCGGAGCGUGAUGGACCAGAAAAGUUACGUGCUCAAUCAGAACUGGUACCAGGACCAUUUCGUGAUGGCUUGUCCAGCUCAGAGUUUCUUGGAACGCUUCAGCUUGCAAGGAGAGUUCUUCGAAGACUAUUGAAUUGCUUGUCGCAAUCACUGUGAUACGAUACGUGUACCAUCAUCAUUGUUAAUGUUAUGACUAUUAUUUUCAAUAUUAGAUUUAAUUGUUAUGUCUAUAAAAAUGAAUCUUGA